AUGGAGAACAGAAGUGCAGAGACAACGAGGGAGAUCAAGAGGCAAGUACUCUUUCUGUUCCUAUUCUUGUCUUUGUUCUGUCAAGCGCUGUCUCAGCCGAUUCACUAUUCAAUUUUAGAGGAAACAGAAAAGGGCUCUCUUGUGGGGAAUCUUGCAAAAGAUUUGGGGUUGGAUGUGACAGAGUUGUCCAAAUUCAAGCUUGGUGCCUCUUCAGAAAAGCAAUAUUUCACUCUUAAUGAACAAAAUGGCAAUCUGUAUGUGACUGACAGGAUAGACCGGGAAGAAAUUUGUGGGAAAUCACCCUCUUGUGUCUUAAAAUUUGAAGCUGUGGUUCACAGCCCUUUGAAUGUAUUUCACAUACAAGUUUUUAUCAAAGACAUCAAUGAUAAUGCCCCACAUUUCCAGAAAGAAAAUAUUGAACUUAAAGUGAGUGAAUCAAGUCUGCCAGGGGCUCUGUUUGUCCUUGGAAAUGCUGAAGACAAGGACAUUGGAGUCAAUUCUCUUCAGAACUAUCACUUGAGCCCAACUCCGUAUUUUAAACUAGAAAUUAAAGAGAGCAAGGAUGGGGGCAAAUAUGCAGAAUUAGUAUUGCAAAAACAACUGGACAGGGAAAGAGAACACACACUCCACUUGGUCCUUACAGCUCUGGAUGGGGGAGAUCCAAUAAGAUCCGGGACAGCAAAUAUACAUGUUACUGUUACUGACAUCAAUGACAAUCCACCAGUUUUUGGCCAGGAAACCUACAAAGUAAGCCUAAAGGAGAAUACACCCAAAGGUACUUCUGUAGUUCAAGUUAAAGCAUCUGACAGUGAUGAAGGAUCAAAUGCUGAAAUCACAUACACUUUCAGCAGCAUCCGAGAAAGUAGCCUAGAGAAAUUCAACCUGGAUCCACAUGAUGGAACAAUUACACUUAAGGAGAUGAUUGAUUUUGAAGACAGUCAAAGUUAUAUGGGAAUAAUACAGGCCAUUGAUGGGGGUGGUUUAGUGACACAUUGCAAGCUGGAGAUUGAGGUUUUAGACCUGAAUGACAAUCCUCCUGAAGUGAUACUUACUUCCGUAUCCAGUCCAAUUCCUGAAGACUCCAUGCCUGGAACUGUUAUUGCUUUGCUGAAGGCUCAUGACAAGGAUUCUGGGGAGAAUGGGGAAGUCACUUGCCAUCUCAGAGACCUUGUACCUUUCCAGAUAGUUUCAUCUUCAGAUAAUUACUUCAAACUCCUCACAGAUGGUUAUCUUGACAGAGAAAAGAUCCCGGAGUAUAACAUUACCAUCACAGCCACAGACAAAGGUAUCCCUCCUCUCUCCACAUACAAAACCAUCUCCCUACAGAUCUCCGAUAUCAAUGAUAACCCUCCAGCCUUUGAAAAGUCUUCCUAUACUGCCUAUGUACUAGAGAACAACCCGUCUGGAUCUUCCAUUUUCAGUGUCAAGGCCUCUGACCCAGAUGAGGAUCGCAAUGCACAAAUCACUUACUCCAUCCUCAAGAGCAACAUUGAGGACCUGCCCCUCUCUUCCUACCUCUCUAUUAAUUCUGAGACUGGCACCAUUUAUGCGCAGCGCUCCUUCGACUAUGAGCAAUUCCGGGAGUUUCAGAUUCAAGUGCAGGCCCAAGAUGGAGGCUCCCCAUCACUCAAUAGCAGCACCACAGUGAGAGUGUGUAUCCUGGAUAGGAAUGAUAACACUCCGCAGAUCCUCUAUCCUUCCCAAGGAAGUGACAGUUCGUCUUUGUUUGAGAUGGUGCCUUGGACGGCUGAAUCAGGUUAUCUGGUGACCAAAGUGGUGGCAGUGGAUGCUGACUCUGGACACAAUGCCUGGCUCUCUUUCCACCUGCUGCAGGCCACGGAGCCCUCUCUUUUCACCAUUGGGUCCCACACAGGAGAGAUCAAAACAGCUCGAGCAUUACUUGAGAGGGAAGUUGUGAAGCAGAGGCUGGUCAUUAUGGUGAAGGAUAAUGGGCAGUCUCCUCUCUCAGCAACUGUGACGCUGAACCUCGUCUUUGCUGAGAACUUCCAGGAGGCUCUUCCAGAAAUGAACACCCAGCCCAGUGACUCAGACUCUCAGUCUGAUCUCCAGUUUUAUUUGGUUCUGGCUUUGGCCUUGGUGUCCUUCCUGUUUCUUGUGACAGUAACACUGACCAUUAUGAUGAAACUCCGACGGUCAAGGCACCCCACCUUCCUUCAGUGCUUUAUUCCUGAUGCAAAGACUGGCACCAUUUUCCCUCCCAAUUAUGAGGAUGGAACUUUACCGUAUUCAUAUCAGGUCUGCUUAUCUUCGGAAUCUAGGAGAAAUGAGUUAACGUUCCUGCAGCCCACUGUCCAAAUAGCAGAGAAUAUCCUCUGUAAUGUAAAAUCUGAUAUUUCCCUGAUGAUGAAUGGAGAAAACAAUGUGGAUGGUGAAAUAGAAAAUGUGGAGAAGCACAACCCUGCACUAGCUGCACCAAUAUGCAAGUCCCAAGCCAAGAAACAAAGCACACCGGCAUCAGUGACUCUCUUAAUUUUAGAUCAGAGUGACAAUGCCCCCUGUGUCUUAUACCCUUUGAUGCCUACUGAUGGCUCUACUGGAGUAGAGUUGGCACCACUUUCCUCUGAGCCUGGAUAUCUGGUCACUAAGGUGGUGGCAGUGGAUGCAGAUUCUGGCCAGAAUGGCUGGCUGUCCUAUCUGUUACUCAAGGCCACAGAGCCAGGGCUCUUCACUAUUAGGACUCCAUACUGGAGAGAUCAGGCCAGCCCAUUUCUUUCUGACAAGGAUGCUCUCAAGCAAAGCCUGGUAGUUUUAGUGAAGGACAAUGGGCAGCCCUCUCUCGCUGAGUCAGUCACGGUCACCGUGGUGCUGGUCGACAGCAUCCCUGAUGUCUUGACAGAUCUGAGCAGCAUCUCCGCUCCAGCAGACCAACAGUCGGACCUCACCUUCUACCUGGUGGUUGCUGUGGCUUUUGUCUCUUGUUUGUUUUUCGCCUUUCUUCUUGUGUUAUUGGCACUCAGACUUCACAAAUGGCUGAAUUCUCAGUUAUGCGAUUCUGGGAGCGUGAAUUUCAGUGGCGUCCCAGUUUCCCAGUUUAUGGGGAUUGAUGGAGUUCGAGCAUUUCUUCACUCCUAUUGCCAAGAGGUUUCUCUCACUCCAGACUCUAGAAAAACCAAUACACAUUUUCCAAGAGAUAAUUCCAAUACACUAACUAAUGAACAGAUAGAGGAACCCAUCCUCAUUGGCGAUGACAUUGGUUCUGGGAAUCAGGCAUUUGUCCAGAUAGGACUUGAGGGCUUCACUUGCAGUUCUGUGUCUGGGCCUCAUAGUGUCACUGUUGGCCAACCUAGAUGGAGGUCCACAGUUGCCUUCCUCCUCCCUUUACGCAAUACAGCUACAGAAAAAACAGACCACAAACAGUAG
Messenger RNA from Euleptes europaea (tarantolino), 3381 nucleotides. Its product is annotated as protocadherin gamma-B4-like. Gene Ontology annotation, molecular function: calcium ion binding. Gene Ontology annotation, biological process: homophilic cell-cell adhesion. The record is from RefSeq and is a predicted model, not a curated record. Gene Ontology annotation, cellular component: plasma membrane. NCBI's taxonomy places the organism in Eukaryota, Metazoa, Chordata, Lepidosauria, Squamata, Sphaerodactylidae.